Passer montanus (Eurasian tree sparrow) is the source of this 1170-nucleotide messenger RNA. RefSeq lists its product as uncharacterized. Bases 154 to 1170 code for a protein of 338 amino acids. The transcript has 3 exons. The record is from RefSeq and is a predicted model, not a curated record. Lineage: Eukaryota; Metazoa; Chordata; Aves; Passeriformes; Passeridae.
CAGGGGAUUGAUGCUCCAGGAGCUGGGGGAAGUGGUUUUGUGUGACCCCUUGGCAGUAUUUAGGUUGAGCUUGAGCUCCAAAAGGUACCUGGGAGGUUUUAUCUUGUGUUCUGUGGUUUCUUUUGUUCUAAGCUGGUGCAGUGGGGUUUCAGCAUGGGCAGCAGCCUCAGCCAGCAGCUGUGCUGUGUGCUCUGUGAGAGGUGCAGGGAGCAGGAGGCAGCAAACACAGAGUCCAGCGAGACCAAGCCCAUCCUGCAGAGCCCCGGGGACACACGGACAUUUUUGGACACACGGACAUUCUUGGACACACAGCCCUCCACCCCAGCCCUGAAGGUCCCCAAACAGGGCUCCAAGGAGCUGCUCCAGGACCACCAGGCCUCAGCUGAUGCCCUGGAGGAGAAUGGAGAGCCCUGCUCCCCUGCAGAAGGCUGGGAGCCAGCCUGGAACCCCAUGGAUUUCUUUGCAGUCCCUGCUGAUGAGGAGGCUGAAGGAGAAGUUGAAGAUUUAAGCCAGCAGGAGAAAGUGGGCGAGGCAGGAGAGGAAAUCAAACCUGUUGCUGCUGUUCCCGUGGGAGACGCAGCCCUGGGGGCCGAGGCUGGCAGUGAGGGAGCCCCCUGUGCUGGGAUAACCCUGCAGGAGGGAAAUAUCCCCAGCCUCGUGGAGCUCUCCAGUGGUGCUGAAGCUGAGCCAGAACCUCCUGCAGACACCCUGGGGGCUCUUGUGGGCAGGGACGUGUCACUGUGUGCUGUGCAGGUGGCAGGGCCCGAGCCCGUGGAGGGCACAGCCAGGGCUGCAGCUGCUGAGACAAGCCCCCAGGCUGCCCAAAGGGCUGAGCUCAGCUGUCUGGUGGAAGCCAUGUCUCUCCUGACCCUGCAGAGCCCUUCAGAGGGCAUAACAAGGGGGGUGGCUGAGUUCUACUCCUCUUCUGUGGUGUCCUGGCAGCCCCUGUGCCCACAGUGGGCGUCUCUGGAGCCACCAAGCCAGCUGCUGGAUCUCCUAAAGGAGGGCAUGGAGGACAUGCAGGGCACUGUGCCACCCGCCCAGGCCGUGGGGAGCCUGUGCUGUGCAGGGCUUGCAGGACAAGAAGCUGAGCUCCCACUUGUGCCCGCCUCACUGCCUGAAGUGCCUGGGAGCAGUGGGGAAGUAGAGGCUGAGAAAGUUGAAGCUUGA